CAAGUUGGGAAGAAAUUGAAGAAAUCCAAAGAUGGAGUAGACUUGGACAAUAGUCUUGCUGAAAUAAGAAAUUACUCGCUCCUGGUUCCAUUGCCUUUUGUUCUUAUUCGUUUUCAUGGAACACCCAUUUCUCAGUCAAGGCUAUCUCCCUUUGCAUAUUCCAAAGCUCGAAGAGAGAGGAACGGAGGCAAGGAGGUUUGUCCUCAAUCAAGCUCAAGUAAUCCAAAGAAAUUUAUGAGUUGGUUCUCAUUGAUUGAAGCAGUGGUGUUAUCCAGGAAGAGAACUCUGCUGCCUGUGAAAAACCUAAGGAAUUCUUUACAAUUGAGCAGUGAACUGCAUAGAACUCUCUAUGGUUUUAUUGUAUUUGAAGUUGCAUGGACUAGUGUUCGUGGUAUCAACUACUAUAACGACCUUCAGACUGAUACGUCACUGGCUAUAGAAGCUAAAAUGAUGAAAAGAUGGGAAUUUGACAAUAUUUCUCAAGCUGCAAGCUGCGUGCCUUCAUGGUUCUCAGGAACCAUUUCUGAACAGAUGCUUUUAAAAGAGCACCUGGAUUCUGCCGCAGGUGGUGAUAAGGAUUCUCAUCAUUUCUUUCUUACCUAG
Sphenostylis stenocarpa is the source of this 603-nucleotide messenger RNA. The record is from the annotation of a GenBank genome assembly. Lineage: Eukaryota; Viridiplantae; Streptophyta; Magnoliopsida; Fabales; Fabaceae.